This is a messenger RNA of Nicotiana tabacum (common tobacco), 849 nucleotides long. RefSeq names its product short-chain dehydrogenase virD-like. The record is from RefSeq and is a predicted model, not a curated record. Gene Ontology annotation, molecular function: oxidoreductase activity. Gene Ontology annotation, cellular component: endoplasmic reticulum. Lineage: Eukaryota; Viridiplantae; Streptophyta; Magnoliopsida; Solanales; Solanaceae.
AUGCGUGACCAAAAGGUUGUUCUAGUCACUGGCUGCGCCAAGGGUGGCAUUGGUUAUGAAUAUUGCAAGGCUUUUGCUGAGCAGAAUUGCCAUGUUUUUGCAUCAGACAUAGCUCCACGAAUGUCUGAUAUGUUAGAUCUACAAGCAGAUAAAAUUGAGACACUUGAGCUCGAUGUUGCAUCGGACACAAGCGUAGCAUCCGCCGUGAAUUCAAUUAUAUCCCAAUGUGGGAAAAUAGAUAUCUUGAUCAACAAUGCUGGAAUAGGCAGCACAGGCCCUUUAGCCGAGCUUCCUUUGGAUGCAUUCAAAAAAACUUAUGAAAUUAACACGUUGGGGCAACUAAGGUUGAUUCAACAAGUAGUCCCUCACAUGGCAUCGCGACGAAGUGGAAGUAUAGUGAACGUAGGGAGUGUUGUUGGGAAAGUGCCAACACCUUGGGCGGGAUCAUAUUGUGCUAGCAAGGCUGCAAUUUUUUCUAUGUCGCACACUUUAAGGGUUGAGUUAAGCCCGUUUAAUAUAAAUGUAAUUAUCGUGGUCCCGGGGGCUAUAAGAUCAAGUUUUGGGAACAAUAGUGUGGAAAGAUUGCAAAACUAUGAGUGGAAACUUUACAAGGAUUUUAAAGAAGCCAUAAUUGAGCGUGCAAAGGCCUCUCAAGGGGGUAAAUCGACUGAUGCGUCAGUUUUUGCAAGACAUGUAGCAACAAAGGUCUUGAUUCCAAAACCACCAAAGGUGAUUGAAUUUGGUCAUAUGACUGGACUUUUUUCUUUGCUUUCAUGGUCCCCUCUUUGGGCAAGAGAUCUGUUCUUUUCGACUAGAUUCAAGUUGAAUCCCAAGGUUUUUAAGGUGUAA